Molecule: messenger RNA, 2060 nt
Organism: Xenia sp. Carnegie-2017
Lineage: Eukaryota; Metazoa; Cnidaria; Anthozoa; Malacalcyonacea; Xeniidae
Product: zinc transporter 9-like
Exons: 19
Coding region: 149-1765 (538 amino acids)
Biological process (GO): transmembrane transport; zinc ion transport
Cellular component (GO): membrane
Molecular function (GO): monoatomic cation transmembrane transporter activity
Source: RefSeq, a predicted model, not a curated record
UUUCAGAAUCUUUAUCAGAAUCACAUGACAAGCCACAAGGUCUCGUUCCCAGGACCACGCGGAUUUUACUAUAUUAAAAUUACAUGAAGUUAUUCAUGAAGAGAAGAGCAAACAAAAUUGUAAAUGAUUGAAAGAUUACAUUGAAAAAAUGCAUUUGCUAACUUAUUCUUUAUUUUCUGCUCUUAGACAACAAAUGUAUUAUAAAACUAUUAAAUGCAGUAGGGAUUAUAUGAAACUUCGUAUUUGUAGAGGUUGUCGUGGAAAUUUAUUCAGUAUUUUUCGCAAGAGAAAUUCACCAAAGACAUUGUCAAAACUUUCUAUUAAAUAUUUAUGUUCAUCAAGUUAUCAUGUACCAAACAACGAUGGACAAAAUGACAAAGGAGAUUAUAAUUUAGUUCACAAUAAAAAUACUUAUGUCACAGAAAGCAGAGCUAUAAACGAUUAUUUACUUGAUUCAAGUGAUUUGAAAGAUCUUGAGAAAAUAACCGUCCGUAAUGCUUAUAGUUCACAAGUGGAACUACCUAUUUAUUGUUAUCUCAAAUCUCAGGUUAAGAAAAGAGCUAUAAAUAAACAUGGUAGUAUUAUGAAUAUAAAGCUCAAACAUAAAGAAAGACAAAGAAAACUUGAAUCAGAUGAAGAAUAUAGGAGAGAUUUCAGUGGUUUUAUUGGUCAUUUGAAGAAAACUAUAAAAGAUCAAACAAAAAUUGAUGCAGAUAAAAAGGCUUUUGGUGGUUAUGUAGAAAGGGUUAACUUUCUCAAAGGCUCUGCACGUGUUGUUACAUAUGCUAUCAUAAGCAACUUUACUGUGAUGAUGUUUAAGUUUGGGGCAUAUUUUUACACUGGCUCAGCCAGUAUGUUAUCUGAAGCUGUUCAUUCUUUAGCUGAUUUUGCCAAUCAGUGUUUACUAGCAAUUGGUAUUUUGCAGUCUAUAAAAGCACCAUCAGCAGAUCAUCCAUAUGGAUGGUCUCGUGCUCGAUAUGUAUAUUCCUUGAUCAGUGGUGUUGGAAUUUUCGUCCUUGGUUCAGGUGUAUCACUUUAUCAUGGUAUCAGUGAUAUAUUCAACCCCCCUGUUCUUGCAUCAUUGCCUUUGGCAUUGUCUGUAUUGUUUGGAUCAAUGCUUGCUGAAGGAGCGACAUUGGUCAUGGCAGUUAACCAGGUUUCAAAAAGUGCCAGAGAAACUGGUGUUUCAUUCUCAGAUUACGUUAAAAAAGGUCGUGACCCUAGCGCUGUGGCAGUUUUAGCUGAAGAUGGUGCUGCUGUAGCAGGCCUUUUGAUUGCUGCAUCAUGUCUAAGUUUGACAUCUUAUACUGGAAAUGUCGUGUUUGAUGCAGUUGGCUCUAUUGCUAUUGGAGGAUUGCUUGGAAUCGUGGCGAUAUUUCUGAUCAGUAGGAAUGCAGAUUUUCUUGUUGGAAGAUCAAUACCUGAGGAGAGAAUACAAAGAAUUACUGAUAUAUUGGAGGAAGACAUUAUGGUUAGAUCCAUUCAUGAUGUUAAAGCAACAGAGUUAGGUGCCGACACUGUUCGUUUUAAAGCCGAAAUAAAUUUUGAUGGCAGAGAAAUAACAAGACGGCAUUUGAACAGGAAAGAUAUAGUACAGUUACUAAAGGAAAUACAAGAAAUGCAGACACCUGAAGAACUUGAGAGAUUGUUGAUGGAUCACGGGGAGCAAAUUAUUGAUACUCUAGGGCAGGAAGUUGAUAGAAUUGAGAGAAAUAUAAAAAAUAAAAAUCCUGAAGUACGUCAUGUGGAUCUUGAAAUUUUAUAAAUAUGUUGUUACUUAAUUGCAUAACAUCUGCAAUAGCAUGGUUUGAACAUUGAUGGUUGUCAAACGUUAACUUCAUCUAUCAAAACAACAGCAACAUUAACACAAGGAAAAACAUCAACAACAGCAAAAGUAUUUUCACUUGUUUAUUGUAAAUUAUAAUUAUUAUAAAGCACUUGUUCAUAAUUAUUCACAAUAUGUUUCGUGUAAAAAAUGUUAUUUAUUAGACUAUCAAAAUAAUGGCCCAAAGAUUAUACUUGUAAGCAGAGUUUUAUUCAAAUUUUUAUUUUCAUUGUCA